AUGGACGCGCCACCGACGCUGGCGACGCUGCCGGCCGAGUUGCAGAAGGAGAUCGCGGAGGCACUGCACUACGAAGACGUCAUUGCCUUCCGCCAGGUAUCCCGUGACAUGCGUGCAGCCUCCGAGGACGCAUUUUUGACUCUGCACUUUGGAGAGCGUCACUAUGUCUUCUCACGAUACGGUCUCACUCGCCUUGCCGAGUACACCUCACACCCACACCUCACCAAGAAGCUAUGGAAUAUUCGAAUCAUCGUCGUCGAUCCUGCAGCUUGUGCAACAUCUUCUGAAACCCACACCACCCAGAGACCCGAAUCGAUCGAUAGUGACUCUGAUGAAGAGGUCGAUAGAGACGAACCCGCAUCACGGGGGAGCGAGAUCAAGCGACUAGAGUCGGCAUGGCAGCCCGAAAUGACCGACUUGACCAACGAUGACCUGGACAUCCAUCUGUUGGCAUUGACCAUGCACAAUCUGCGAGCAGCUAGUCAGGAGGUGGCAUUUUGCGUCACAGGCUCGAUCGGAGACGAUGUCGCGCCUGGGAUGGCCAUUAGAAGCGAUGAGAUGCUGGACGUCUUGAAUCUUGAGGGAAGCCAUCAAUUCGUGCGACGUGGUUCCUCUGGCAGUGACUGUAGCCGGAUCAUGAACAGUCUGUUCAAAGCGGCGGCAAGGACGGGGUUCUCUUUCAGCCAUCUCGAGUUGUGUGAAGACCCGGACAGAGGUACCUUCACGUCAGAGGCACUCGACGGCCUGUGUUCAUUGGACAUGGAGAGACUGUGUCACUCGUGGGAAAGCCUCUCGUCGCUGAUGAUAGGAUUUGCACAUGGUCAGGAACGUUGGUUCGUUGAUAGAGACAACGGCUUAGGCGCACUGAUCGCUUCUGCGACCAACAUCACGUCGCUGUUCCUUUACAACGACGGCAUGUAUGAUGAGCACUGGGAAGGAUCUGCAGCUUUCGACGACUCCAAUCCAUUGAGCUGGUUAGGCAAAGCCUUUGCCAACCAUCGGCUGCAUCAUCUGCGGCUAGGCGGCUUCUAUGGGAGAGCUGAUCAGUUUGCCAAAGUUUUACGUGGACAUCAUCAGACUCUGAAAGAAGUUGAGCUACUGGGCGUGCAAAUUCAGGGGCAUGAAUGUUGGUCUUCCGUUUUGCAAGUCGUGCUGACAGAUCUUGACCUCAACGACCUCAAUAUCUGUGGUUUGAUGAAGAUGCCGGAUAUGUAUGAAGAAGUCAUCUUUCCUGAUGGCAAGGAUCGCCUAUCUGUCGACAAACCAGAAGCAAUCAAGGAGUUGAUUUCCCAAAUGUUGGCGCAAGGUGUGCAGUACAAGGAUAUCGAUGCUUGA
This is a messenger RNA of Zasmidium cellare ATCC 36951, 1335 nucleotides long. RefSeq lists its product as uncharacterized. Gene Ontology annotation, molecular function: protein binding. The coding region runs from base 1 to 1335 and encodes 444 amino acids. NCBI's taxonomy places the organism in Eukaryota, Fungi, Ascomycota, Dothideomycetes, Mycosphaerellales, Mycosphaerellaceae. The record is from RefSeq and is a predicted model, not a curated record. The transcript has a single exon.